AUGGAUAAACCAACUUAUAUAGUGGUGGCGCCGAAGACUUUGCGGCCAAACGCCGAAUACCGGGUGAGUGUCUCGUUAUACCACAUACCGGCGCCCAUUCAAGUGAAUGUCUCAGUCGUGGGUCCGGACAACAACACCGCCACUACCGGUCCGGUGGUGUUUGCCGAGUCUGAGACCCAGAUGUUAAGUCUGCCGAUCGGCGACUGGACAGAUGGUUGUUAUAAGCUUAUAAUUACGGGGACAGGUGCUAAUUUUAGCAGGUACAACUCACAUUCAUGGCAAAAGUAUGAUGAUUAUGAUGAAACAUUAUUGCCGACAACAACUGAGCCCGAGAUAGUAAUCGAUGGAUUCCGGGAUGAAGUGUCGCUUCAGUUUCAGCCAAAAACAGUGUCGGUAUUCAUACAGACAGACAAAGCUAUGUAUAAACCCGGACAGAAGGUACAGUUCCGGGCACUGGUAGUCACCCCUUCACUACUGCCCGUAAGCAACGCAUCCGUCGAUAUACACAUCAAAGACGGAAAUGGGAAUCGAGUAAAACAGUGGACAGGACUGACACCUUUAAGAGGAGUUGUAUCUCAAGAGCUACAGUUGUCUUCAGAGCCAGUGUUAGGCGACUGGGCUAUAGUUGUGGAGGUGUUGGGCGUCAAACACCAGAAGGCCUUCUCAGUGGCGGAGUAUGUGUUGCCCACGUUUGACGUGGAGGUAGUGUUGCCUAAGUAUACCACUCGUGACCGGCCAGACAUUGUGGCCACUGUUAAAGCACUUUACACUUAUGGACAACCUGUUAAGGGGAACCUCACGUUAACCGCACAGUCAAACGAUUGCGGUUUUAUUCAUAAAUACAGGACUCGGUAUCCAAUCUACGGAAGUGUUGACAUACCUAUCAAUCUGAUGGACGACUUGUGUCUCACAAAUUACUUUCGAAGCAUAGAUAUAGAGGUGACGGCAGUCGUGACGGAGGCGCUAACCGGCCGGUCGUAUAACGGGUCAAACACUAUGAAGAAAUACAAUACAAAUAUAAAGGUACAGCAGAUGGAAACAUCCCAGACAUUUAAACCUGGCCUCAAAUACCCGGUGCUCAUUAAAGUGACCGAUCAGGACGAUUAUCCUGUGCCCGACAACGGGCCUAAACUUACAUUGAAAUACACGUUCAUGUAUGACAAAUACAGGAAGACAAUCCUCUUAAGUCCAGUCAAUGGACUUAUUAAUGUCGGUCUUUUCCCACCGAUUCAUACCGAAUAUAUUAUACUUGAAGCCCAGUAUAUGGGGAAAGAGUAUAGGGUUGGAGAAGUAAAGAGAGCUCAGUCGCCGUCCGGUAACUACAUUCAAGUGGUGCGACUCGAGUCGGACAAAGCGGUGAGUGUCGGCCAACAGCUCCGGUUCGCCGUCAACGCCACCGAACCGAUCGGUCGACUCGUGUGCGAAGUGUUGGGAAAGGGAGACAUUGUUUGGGCUCAAAGUAUUGAUAUUCCCGACAAUAAGAUUACUCACGAGUUUGCUUUGGAGGUUAAACCAACAAUGGCUCCGACGGCCCGACUGUUGUGCCAUUACUUACGAGCGGCCAAUCAGGAAGUAGUGGCCGACGGACUCAAGUUUGAUGUGAGCGGUACUCUCCGGACACCCGUAUCGGUCACUACUGACGUUCAGACCACUAAACCGGGCGCACCCGUAGAGGUGAGGGUGAGUACCAAACCGGACGCAUACGUGGGUCUACUCGGUGUCGAUCAGAGCGUACUUUUGCUGAAAUCCGGUUCCGAUAUCACUCGCGAAGACGUGGACAAAGAGUUGAAGACAUACGACACUGAAUACAAUCGGCAGAACUCUGUGACCGCCGGCGAGAUAUUUGAUAACACGGGUGUUGUGGUCAUGUCUAACGGUCUGAUACAUCGGUCACCAAAAGAAGAAAUAGAAAAGUUGGACAUUAGAUCCAUCGGGAGAAUGAAGGGAUCGGGUUAUGUCGCGCCCUCGCAGUCGGCGUCCGAACUUAAAGUUAGGAAAUAUUUUCCCGAAACUUGGAUUUGGGAAACAGCUAUAACUGGGGCUACAUUUACUAAGCCUAUACCCGACACAAUUACCUCGUGGUUCAUCAGUGCUUUUGCAAUGGACAAUGAGACUGGUCUGGGAAUCGCUGCCAACAAUGCAAAGGUGAUGGCAGCGGUUCCAAGUGAUAAGGAACACAUUAGGCAUUGUCUUCUUUAUGAGUAUCAGCUCAAGAGGAAGGCUAAAGAGGCUCACAUAAACAUUACCACAGUAUUCGGUGAUGUGUUAAGUAUCCGUCAAUGCUAUGAAUGGUUCAAACGAUUCAUGUCUGGUGAUUAUGACCUCAAAGACCGCCCCCGAUCGGGCCGACCCGAAGACGUGGACAAUGAUGUUCUGAAAGAACUCGUGACAGUUUUCCGGCCAUUUUUCAUCAAAUUAUCGCUGCCUUACUCUAUAAUAAGGGGCGAAUCGGUGGCACUGAAAGCCAUUGUUUUCAAUUACAUGAACAAAGAGAUUGAGACCGAAGUUGUUAUGAAUAACAAAAAGGGAGAAUUCGAGUUCACAGACACCGGGAAUGAACUGCACGGUCGGUCCACCCGAUCGGCCGCCGGCCAGUCGGGCACUGAAAUGAGAAAGAAAAUCAAGAUUCCGGCCAACGAUGGGGUGUCCGUCGAGUACGUGAUUACUCCCAAAACUGUGGGCUAUAUUGACAUACACUUAACGGCCACCACAUCUGCCGGCGCCGGAGACUCAGUGCUCGACAAACUGGUGGUCAAACCCGAGGGUCAGACACAGUAUUUCAAUAAAGCAUUGCUCGUCGAUCUCAGACCCGAUGCCAACGUCACUGCAGGCGCUCCUAAGCCUUCGGUUAAGAAAAACAUGUCGAUCUCAAUGCCCGCCAACGCAGUGCCCGGCUCUGAGAGGGUGUCGGUGUCGGCCAUCGGAGACAUUAUGGGUCCGGCGGUUAACAAUUUGGAUGAUUUGCUUCGUAUGCCAUACGGCUGUGGAGAACAGAAUAUGCUUAAUUUUGUGCCGAAUAUCGUUGUAUUGAAUUACUUGAAAGCAACCAAUCGUUUGACACCAACUCUACGACAAAAGGCGUUAAAAAAUAUUGAGAGCGGAUAUCAAAGGGAACUGACGUAUAGACGAGAGGACGGCUCGUUCAGCGCCUUUGGCAACAGUGACCGCAACGGCAGCACUUGGCUCACGGCGUUUGUGCUCAAAUCGUUCACUCAGGCAAAGGGUGUGACAGAGAUUGACCAGAAGGUGAUUUACGGGGCCAUCAAUUGGCUUUUUAAACGCCAACACUCUGACGGCUACUUCGAGGAGCCGGGAGUUGUGUUGCAUAAGGCAAUGCAGGGCGGGUCCACUGUGAGUAAGGCUGUGCUCACAGCCUAUGUGCUCAUCGCUAUACUCCAGGAGCCAAAGACUAGGGGCGACAAUAACACAGUCAAAAGUGAUGGCUUUGUUAAGGCAGAGACUUAUAUACGAAAUGCGUUAAACGAGACCCAAAACCCAUACGACUUGUCUAUUAUGGCUCACGCGUUGCAUUUGGCCGACAGUCCGGCCGCCGGACCGGCGUUUGACAAACUGAUGGCGUUAUCCAAAAACAGUGGCGAAUACAAGUGGUGGGAAGCGAGUGACCAAAAGUCGGAGGGAGUGACUGAUUAUAGCCCUAAACUCAUGCCCUUUGGAGGCAAUAGUCAUUACCCAAACUCGUAUGCCGUGGAGUCGACGGCCUAUGCGUUGUUGACAUUAGUCGGCAAAAGUGAUUUGGAGACAACAGUUCCGGUGCUUCGAUGGCUUAUAUCCAAACAGAACUCAAACGGAGGGUUUGCCUCCACUCAGGACACUGUGAUCGGCAUUCAGGCGUUGGGAUCACUCGCCCAGAGAUUGUCCACUACUAAGCCCUCAAUGGAUGUUAUGGUUAAAUACAUGUCACCCGAGGCUAAGGUCGAGGAGUUGAAGAUUGACGACACAAACUCAUUGGUCUUACAGCGCAUACAAUUGCCCGCAAAUACCACUAACGCCGAGAUCGAGGCCCGAGGGGUGGGCGCGGCUAUAGUACAGGUGUCCUAUCAGUACAAUUUGGCCAAUGAUGCGGAAAAGCCCGCCUUUUUCUUGAAACCAGUGGUGGACAACACGUCGACCGAUAACUAUAUGCGACUCAACGUUAGCACACAUCUUUUGGAGGGAAAUGCGACAAAUAUGGCGGUAAUGGAAGUGGAACUUCCCUCAGGGUUUGUGGCCGAUAAGGACAGUCUCCCGGCCCUCGACUCACUCAUCAAACGUAUCGAUACGACAAAAGGCGACACAAAUAUAACUGGCGAAGACAUAGGCGUGACAUUAGGCGCUCAUAGAGUGCAUAGAGUGGCCAACAAUAAAGCGGUUCCCAUCACUGUAUAUGACUAUUACGAUAGACAGCAAACGGCGCGCGUAUUAUACGAACCAAAU
Messenger RNA from Medioppia subpectinata, 4434 nucleotides. The record is from the annotation of a GenBank genome assembly. Lineage: Eukaryota; Metazoa; Arthropoda; Arachnida; Sarcoptiformes; Oppiidae.